CGUACCAUAUAUAGAAGAAUAGUUCGAACUUCGAAGUCCAAAACGCAUUAACACUAGUUGUGCAAAAUUACUUGGUCAUCGAUCAGAACUGAUUAGAAAUGGAUGAGAGAGGCAAGAAAGUAGUCGUCAUCCCGGAAGUAGUACUGAAUUCCGGGAAGAAGAUGCCGGUGCUAGGCUUUGGCACCGGAGUUUUCGGGAGUCCUCCACCGGCUCAAACCCUGGCUCGUAUUCUCCUUGACGCCAUUGAGCUUGGCUACCGUCACUUUGACACUGCUGCUCUCUAUGGAACCGAAGAAGCCGUAGGUCUCGCCAUCACCCAAGCCCUAGACCGAGGUCUCAUCAAGACUCGCGAUGAGUUGUUCAUCACUUCCAAGCUCUGGUGCACUGACGCCCAUCAUGAUCUUGUUCUCCCAGCUCUCAAAUUGACACUACAGAGGCUGGGAUUGGAGUAUGUGGAUCUAUACCUGAUUCAUUGGCCGGUGAGGAUGAAACAAGGAACUCCGGCAGUACCAAAUUCGAAAGAGGACUUGCUUCCCUUUGAUAUAAUGGGGACAUGGGAGGCGAUGGAAGAGUGCUACAGGCUGGGAUUGGCCAAGUCUAUUGGCGUCAGCAACUUUGGUACCAAAAAGCUCUCUCAAAUCCUUGACAACGGGACCAUCCCUCCAGCGGUCAAUCAGGUGGAAAUGAACCCGUCCUGGCAGCAAGGAAAUCUGCGAGACUUCUGUAAAGGGAAAGGAAUUCAUGUGACUGCAUGGUCUCCCUUGGGGUUUUAUGGAGCUACCAGCUGGGCUCCAAAACCCUGGAUAGACUAUGCCAUCAUUAAGGACAUCGCUGCUGCAAAGGGGAAGAGUGUACCACAGGUUAUACUGAGAUCCAUCAUCCAACAAGGAGAGGUGAGUGCAAUUUCGAGGAGUUUCAACAAGGAGAGGAUGAAGGAUAAUGCUCAAAUAUUUGAUUGGGAGCUAAGUGAGGAUGAAAUGAACAAGAUCAAGGAAAUUCCCCAGCGCAGGCUGGGUGUAGGAGACUUCUUCGUUUCCGACGACAGUCAAUACAAAUCCGUCGACGACCUUUGGGAUGGCAACCCCUAAACAUUUCUUCCAUAUAUGCAUUCGUCACGAAAUGUUCAGAGGAUUCUAAUCCUAUCUAUAUGGAUGGAGCAAUGGCAAGACUUUGAUCUUUAAAUAACCAAGUUAUGUCCUCUCUGAGACUCUUUAAAGAGCAAUACGUGUUUAUUUCCAGAAGUGUAUUAUUGUAACAACGCUGAUUCAAACAUGUUUGACUAUACUAUUGGCCAAUCAAACGCAUAUUUACCAUCACAA
This is a messenger RNA of Rosa rugosa (rugosa rose), 1319 nucleotides long. RefSeq names its product protein REDOX 2-like. Gene Ontology annotation, molecular function: aldose reductase (NADPH) activity. Lineage: Eukaryota; Viridiplantae; Streptophyta; Magnoliopsida; Rosales; Rosaceae. The transcript has 3 exons. The coding region runs from base 99 to 1088 and encodes 329 amino acids. Gene Ontology annotation, cellular component: cytosol. The record is from RefSeq and is a predicted model, not a curated record.